Molecule: messenger RNA, 294 nt
Organism: Leptosia nina
Lineage: Eukaryota; Metazoa; Arthropoda; Insecta; Lepidoptera; Pieridae
Source: the annotation of a GenBank genome assembly
AUGGAUCAGCAGGACCUAGCUGGAAGACUCGCUACGCUGGCCUUAAGAGCUCAUUCCGCGUCCCGUUCAGAUUGCUUGAGGCUCGGCGCGGUGCUCGCGAACACGCUCGGCGAAUUGGCGCGCACCGCUGCUACUAGAGAGAUGUACCCUUCUGCUUCAUCGAGCGAAACGAAAAAGAGGAAACUCUCAAAGAGCCAAAAGAUGCAAAUAAAAGCCAAACAGAGGACUGCUCUCGCUGUUAAGAAGAAGGCGGCGGCUGUUGCUGCUGCGGCUGCUGCUAAAACGACGUCAUAA